Sorghum bicolor (sorghum) is the source of this 2011-nucleotide messenger RNA. RefSeq names its product probable bifunctional methylthioribulose-1-phosphate dehydratase/enolase-phosphatase E1. Bases 191 to 1744 code for a protein of 517 amino acids. Gene Ontology annotation, cellular component: cytoplasm. The transcript is spliced from 12 exons. The record is from RefSeq and is a predicted model, not a curated record. NCBI's taxonomy places the organism in Eukaryota, Viridiplantae, Streptophyta, Magnoliopsida, Poales, Poaceae. Gene Ontology annotation, molecular function: magnesium ion binding; acireductone synthase activity.
GUCCCGUUUAACCCCUAGCACCGUGCCCGAGAUUCCCCGCGGAUGACUCACUGACGAGUGGGCCCGCUCUGCGAAACCUCGCAAGCACUAAUCGAGCCGCCUCGGCUGCACUGCACUCGGCGAGAAUAAGACAGCCCCGCACGCAGCUCGAAUCCCGGCACGUGAGCGGCGGAAGAGGGGACGGACGGCCAUGGCUUGCGGCGGGUGCAGCUGCGAGGCGGCGGUGGGGGCGACGGCGUCGGAGGCGUACCUGGAGGGGGAGCCGGUGCGGGAGGCGCGGGAGCUGGUGGCGGAGCUCUGUCGGCACUUCUACGCGCAGGGAUGGGUCACGGGCACCGGCGGCAGCAUCACCGUCAAGGUCAACGACCCCGCCGUGCCGCUCGCCGACCGCCUCAUCGUCAUGUCACCCUCCGGUGUGCAGAAGGAGAGGAUGGUAGCAGAGGACAUGUAUGUGAUGGCUGCAGAUGGAAAAGUGCUUUCUGCGCCAGUAGCAAAGCCAUGGCCAAACAAGCCUCCAAAGUGUACGGACUGUGCUCCUCUGUUCAUGAAGGCGUAUCUGAUGAGAGGAGCUGGGGCUGUCAUUCACAGCCAUGGAAUGGAGACUUGCAUUGCAACAAUGCUCAACCCUGGUGCAAAGGAGUUCAGGAUGACCCACAUGGAAAUGAUCAAAGGAAUCAAAGGUCAUGGCUACCGUGAUGAAUUGGUCAUUCCUAUUGUUGAGAAUACUCCUUAUGAGUAUGAGCUCACCGACUCCCUAAGUGAGGCGAUUGCAGCAUACCCAAAGGCAACUGCUGUGCUUGUAAGGAACCACGGAAUAUAUGUAUGGGGUGACUCUUGGAUCAAUGCCAAGACACAGGCUGAAUGCUAUCAUUACCUUUUAGAUGCUUGCAUCAAGCUCUAUCAGCUGGGUAUUGAUUGGACAACUCCUGAGCAUGGUCCAAUAAACAAUGCAAAGAGACAGCGCAGCAUUUUGAGCUCUGAAAUUCCUAAUGGAUGUCGUGCUGCUGAUUCAUCAAAGUGUGUUGUACUAGAUAUUGAGGGGACAACCACUCCAAUAUCAUUCGUGACUGAUGUUAUGUUCCCUUAUGCCCGUGAUAAUGUACGAGAACAUCUGACUUCUACGUUUGAUUCUGAGGAAACUAAAGACGACAUCAAACUAUUGCGCAUCCAAAUUGAAGAUGAUUUACGAAAUGGGAUUUCUGGGGCUGUUCCAGUUCCACCCGAUGAGGCUGGCAAAGAAGAGGUUAUCAAUUCAUUGGUUGCCAAUGUUGAAUCGAUGAUUAAAGCAGACCGGAAGAUCACACCAUUGAAACAACUUCAGGGUCAUAUUUGGAGGACUGGAUUUGAAAAGAAAGAACUACAGGGAGUUGUCUUUGAGGAUGUGCCUGUGGCGCUAAAGAACUGGCAUUCUAGUGGCAUAAAGGUCUACAUAUACUCAAGUGGAAGUAGAGAAGCACAAAGGCUGCUAUUUGGCAAUACAACAUAUGGUGACCUGCGAAAGUUCCUGUGUGGGUAUUUUGAUACCACCACUGGAAACAAAAGAGAAACAAGGAGUUAUUUUGAGGUCUCUCAAUCACUUGGGGUGGACAGUCCAUCUCAAAUCUUAUUUAUCACCGAUGUUUUCCAAGAAGCUGUUGCAGCAAAAAACACUGGUUUUGAGGUGAUAAUCUCCAUUCGCCCAGGAAAUGCUCCACUUCCUGACAAUCAUGGUUUCCGCACUAUCAAAUCAUUCAGUGAGAUCUGAGGAAUAUGGUGAUCUGCACAUGUCUGGAUAUAUGUAAUAAGCAGGUGCUUCCUGGGUUAUAAUAUUAGCCCGCGGACCAGUUCAUGCAGUGGUAACAGUAUAACGCCGCAGCAUGGCAUGUAAUACUAAGUUGGAAUGGCGAAAUAAAAACUUUGGUCCGUUGUAUAAUUGUAGCUAAGCUGCAACCGGAGAGUUUGCAUUUCCUUGUUCAUCGUCUGUAGGUUGUGACUGUGAUCAUUUUUAUUAGUUACUAUACGUUUCUGCCUC